AGUGAUCAAACAUAUGAAUGUAAACAAAUGAAAUUGUGGCGGUGCUGGUUGCCUUCUCCGCCAGGGAGAUGAUGAAAACCAAGAUGUCAUCUUCUCGAAGCGGGCAAAACUUAGCAUGCAGAGACGUUUGCGUUUUUGCCCUACGGAACAAGUGCAAUCCAGCUAGUCCAAACGUACAGUUCUAUAAAUAGCAGCAAUAAUUUCCACUUGUCUCCUCGCAACGCUAAGAAGGCAAAAACAAAAAUGUUGGCGCUUCAUGAGCUUAUUCUAUAUCCUGUUCUCGCCAUCAUACUCUCCACCCUCCUCCACGGCUGGCUCUCCGCCGCGGCGUUGAAGCCACGGAAGAGGCUGCCGCCAUCUCCCAACAAACUUCCCAUAAUCGGAAACCUUCACCAGCUCGGGAAAUUCCCCCACCGCUCCCUCCAGUCCUUAUCCCACCGCUACGGCCCGCUGAUGCUGCUCCACCUCGGCCGCGUCCCGGUGCUCGUCGCCUCCUCCGCCGCUGCCGCGCGCGAGAUCACGAAAGAGCAGGACCUCAUCUUCUCGAACCGGCCGAAGCUGAGCAGCCCCGACCGGCUCAUCUACUGCUCCAAAGACGUCGCGUUUGCCCCUCACGGAGAUUACUGGCGGCAGAUGCGGAGCAUAUUCGUGCUGCGCCUGCUCAGCAACAAGAGGGUUCAAUCCUACCGCCGCGUCAGGGAGGAAGAGACGUCGCUCAUGGUGGAGAAGAUCAGGAAAUCGGCGGCCGCGGCGGCGGUGGUAAAUUUGAGCGACGCGCUGGAGUCGCUGACGAGCAAUGUGAUCUGCAGGGUGGCGUUGGGGCGGAAAUACGGCGAGGAGAGAUUCUUCGCGGAGUUUGUACAACUUUUAGGAAUUUCUCCUGUGGGAGACUACGUUCCGUGGUUGGGUUGGACCAAUUGGUUCAACGGUUUGGAUGCAAGGAGAGGGAGAGUGGCCAAACGUAUUGAUAAAUUUUUGGAGCGUGUUGUUCGAGAGCAUAGAGAGAUGAGAGUGGAAGUUGGCGACGACGCUGCAGCUGCAGACAUGGAUUUUGUUGACAUACUGCUCGAGUUUCAGAGACAGAAUCAAGGCAGCUCCCCUGUUGACGAUGAUGUCAUAAAAGCGCUAAUCCUUGACGCAUUUUCUGCUGGAACUGAUACCACAUCCAAUGCUUUGGACUGGACGAUGGUGGAGCUGAUGAGGAAUCCAUCAGCUAUGAAAAGACUGCAAAAUGAAGUGAGAGAAGUUGCUGCUAGAAACGAAGGUGAAAUCGGUGAAGAAGAUUUAGCGAAAAUGUCAUAUCUGAAAGCAGUGAUUAAAGAGAAUCUAAGACUACAUCCACCGGCACCGUUGCUGGUUCCUCGUGAAUCUACUCGAGACACAAAAGUACUAGGCUAUGAUGUGGCGGCAGGCACACGUGUAAUGAUCAAUGUUUGGAUGAUAGGGAGGGAUCCUUCGCUGUGGGAGAAUCCGAAAGAAUUUCGUCCGGAAAGGUUCCUCGGAACAAGCAUUGACUUUAAAGGACUUCAUUUCAAACUGCUGCCAUUCGGGGCAGGGCGAAGGGGCUGUCCCGGCAUCGCAUUUGCGACGGCGGUUUACGAGCUGGCCUUGGCCAAAUUGGUGUGUGGUUUUGAAUUUGGAUUGCCUAAUGGAGGGAGAGGGGAAGAUUUGGACAUGACUGAAGAAUCUGGGAUUACUGUACGUAGAAAGUUUCCGUUGCUUGUAGUCAUCACUCCACGUGUUUAAUUUGUUAGUUCCUUUUGUGCAUUUCAAUUGUUGUUGUGUUAGAAAAAAUAAAAUGAACUGAGGCAUAUUGUCAA
This is a messenger RNA of Salvia miltiorrhiza (redroot sage), 1820 nucleotides long. Its product is annotated as cytochrome P450 71A6-like. The transcript has 2 exons. Lineage: Eukaryota; Viridiplantae; Streptophyta; Magnoliopsida; Lamiales; Lamiaceae. Bases 244 to 1746 code for a protein of 500 amino acids. The record is from RefSeq and is a predicted model, not a curated record. Gene Ontology annotation, molecular function: monooxygenase activity; iron ion binding; heme binding.